UCUCACACUGCGUCAGCACCAGCAGCACUCGCCAUGCAGGCCAAGGACCAGCACUGUCUUAGCCCUCUUAGCCUUUAGGAACCCUUCCUCCCCCUAUUGCUUCAACCAGUCUCUCUCUCCCAUCUCCCACCUCCUCUCUCUUCAUUCCGACGAGCUCAUCCACGACUCGUUCCAUCCAUCUCUCCAUCAAUCUCUUCAUCCUCAUCCCACAGCCUUCAACAUCCUCUAACUUCCACGUCUUCGCCGACACCGGAUACCUGUGUUGUUACCGCCCAGUCCCCUCCCGUCUUCCCCGCAGACGCCAGUUCUACCCCACACGCCUCCAAGCUACCUGCAAGCGCGACACAGUUCACCAUGUCAAAGCCCGUCACCGUCCCGUGCCAGUACAAGACCGGCAAGACUUUGGGCAGUGGAACUUAUGCCGUCGUCAAGGAAUGUGUGCACAUCAAGACGGGCAAGUAUUAUGCGUGCAAGGUCCUAAACAAGAAGUUCCUUACCGGGCGCGAGCACAUGGUCCGCAACGAGAUCAAGAUCCUCAAGAAGGUCUCGGAAGGCCACCCCAACAUCGUCCAGCUGCAUGAUUUCUUCGAGACGACGCACAACCUCUACCUUGUUUUCGACUUGUGCACCGGCGGCGAGCUCUUUGAUCGCAUCUGUGCUCGCGGCAGCUACUACGAGAAGGACGCCGCCAACAUUGUGCGCACCAUUGUGUCUGCCGUUAAGUACCUCCACGACCAGGGGAUCGUGCACCGCGAUUUGAAACCUGAGAAUAUCCUCUUCAAGUCCAAGGCGGAGGAUGCAGACCUCAUGCUUGCCGACUUCGGUCUGUCCAAGGUCCUCGAUGAGGAGAACUUCUCGAUCCUUACCACGACAUGUGGAACGCCUGGGUACAUGGCGCCGGAGAUCUUCAAGAAGGCCGGGCACGGCAAACCUGUCGACAUUUGGGCCAUCGGUGUAAUUACCUACUUCCUCCUCUGCGGCUACACGCCUUUCGACCGCGAGUCUCAAUACCAGGAAAUGCAGGCCAUCUGCAACGGUGAUUACAAGUUCGCGCCGGCCGAGUACUGGGCCGGGGUGUCGGAGACGGCCAAGUCCUUUGUGCGCGCUUGUCUUACCGUCGACCCCGUGAACCGUCCAACGGCGGCUGGUCUCCUCUCCCACCCCUGGCUCAAGUCGGAGGAUGCUCCCUUCGUCCAGGACCCCGAGAAGCCGUCCGGCGAAAGCGUCAAUCUACUGCCGAACGUCAAGAAGGCCUUCGACGCCAAGAAGACUCGUAAGCCCGCGAGUUUUGGCAUUGCUCACUCCAGUUCGCCGUGCAGUUCUGGGUAUGAUGAUGGUCAACCGGCUACAGCUUCAGAGCGAACGGCAUCAGAGCAUGGGCGGCAUGCCGGAGGAAGAGCGCGAGCGCCUGCGCAGAGAGGUCGCUGCAUUCAAGGAGGAGGCCGAGAAGGUGAGUGUCGCUUUGCACAUGCAGGCAGAUACGCCUCAAGUCGCUGCAUUGGCUGUCGCUCCGACACGUGGCACCUGAUGGAACUCAGCUGAUAUCGCAGGAGGACGCAUCUCAGGUUCUUACUGCGGGCGAGAUCGCCCCUGCUGGCACGCCCACGCCUUCUGCCACGCCAGUCCCGGGUCAGUAUGUU
Messenger RNA from Cutaneotrichosporon oleaginosum, 1640 nucleotides. Lineage: Eukaryota; Fungi; Basidiomycota; Tremellomycetes; Trichosporonales; Trichosporonaceae. The record is from RefSeq and is a predicted model, not a curated record.